AUGGUUAGAGCUCGAAGCAAAUCAGUGGUGCUGCAGAUCGCCAAUGACGUGCCUGCUUUAAGCAAUGGUGUAAAUACUAUACAUGAAGAAACUGAAAAAUUGACACCAACAACGUUUCGAAAAUCACGAUCCAAAUCAGUUUGUAUCAAUGAUGAUUGGUCUUAUGGAGACGAGGCCACAGAAGACCGAGCACAAACUCAUGCACAAAAACAUUCAUAUACUCAUACACAAACAAAUUUUGAACGAAAACGAGCGGAUAUAACAUUACUUGAUGAAGAAUUUACUGAUCAAUUUUGGAGGGACUACCUCAAUUCAUUCAACUACGAUUCUGUGUUAAAGCCAGACGAUAUCGAAUAUAUUAAUGACCAACAUUUGGACAAAGUGCUUGGGUUUCAAAGCAAUCUUCGUAUGAACCGAGCACGACUUGAUCAAUUUAUAACGCAAACCGACCAGCUUUUAGUCAAUGUUGAUGAUUUGUUUGACAAGUAUAGAAAAAUUAUCAGCGAAUCGCUCGAUUUCGAUAAUGCUGCAAAUGAAUUAAUCCAAAGACAGACACAGUAUGAGAAGAAAUUCGAAAACAUUCAUCGAUAUUUGCAGCACUUUGAGCAUUUGGACUUGAUUACAAAAAACUUGUCGAGAUCAGGCUCGCAUUUAUUAACACAAAAGAGACAAUUUUUCAUCAAUGAUAUCUUGAUCAAUCUUGACAGCUCAUUAGACUUUAUUGAAAAGCAUGAAAAUUUUCAGGAUAGUGAAUUAUACAAAAGCAGGUUCCGUCAGUGUAUGACAAGAGCUUUGACAUUGAUCAGGAAUUAUCUCAAUAAUGAACUACGUUCCAUCAGCGAUUCAGUUGAAAGGAGUUUGCAAGAUCCAAAGAAAACAGCUGGAAUUGAAUUGUUAUUGUAUAAUGAGUUUAAUAACUAUCUCAAAUUCAACCAAGAACCAUUUAAUGAGUUGAUAGUGGAGCUUGUUAAACGAUGUAUAAAUCACAGAGAGUAUAAUGGUCUUCUCAAUGAUAUCUUGCAAUUUUAUUUCCAAAUCCGUAAAAAGUUUCAAAAAGUUUACAUCGAUAAGACAUCUACAAUCAACGAGUUGUACAAAAGUCCACAAAACAAGCAAACAAACUUGGUUCAAGCAUGCCAGGAUCAAAUCUCAUAUUUCAAAAAGAUUAUAGAGAAGGAACAUUCACUUUUUAUCAAGUUUUUCGCUGUCACUUCGUUUGACGAGGAAACAAAGACAUUUGUUUGGGAUGAGUUUUACAGCUACUUAAAGGUUGUGAUGGACCCUUUAUAUGAUGUGAUUAGAUUACUAGUACUCAAGGAAUCUAAUAUUGGGACAUUAUGUGAGCUAACAACAUUGUUGCAAAAGUAUUAUGAGUUUGAGGAAGCCGAUAAUGGAAGUAUCGAUGCACAAAGCUACUUUAGCUUUGGCGGAGCUGGUAGUAGUGGCCACAGUAGCGACUUGAUCAAAUAUGGAGUACUUUUCCAGCCAUUGCUUGAUGACACGCUGAACAGACUAAUCUUUAGAGUCCAAAAAUACUUGGACAAUGACUUGAAAAACUAUAAACCAAAGCCUCUUGAUUUGAAAAUUGGCAAUAGAAAACAACAAACACAUACCAAAGACACAAAGAAAAACCAGUUGAAUAUCGAUUUUGAUGAAAACUUAUUACCAGAUGUCUACUUACCACUCGCCAAGGCAUUGUCGAUAUUAUCCAGCAUCUAUGAAUUGGUGAAUUCAUUUGUUUUUGAUGACUUGGCACACUACAUUGUCCAUACCUCAAUCGAGCUUUUGCGAGACGAAUACUUGCGAUUGGCAAUCGCCCAUAUGGGGCGAGACGAGGGGCAAUUAGCUUAUUUGAAAAACUUGAUUAUACUUCGUAACCAUAUUGCGAAUUUUGACAUUCAUUUUUACAGAAACGAUUAUACAAUUGACUUUACAAGUGGAAUUUCUGAUGUGUGGCAUAGCUUAAGAAAUCGUCAAUUUGAAGGGAAAAGUGUUACUGGAGCUUUUUUCAGUUUAGCGAAAAAAACCGUGCCCAAAGUUAUAAACAAUAUGAUGGAUGCCAAUCAAGAAAUAGAAAUGGAACUAAACAAUGCGGUAACAACAUACAUUACUCAAUGCUCAACAGAAAUCUGCAAACCGUUACAUGAUGAGCCAAAACCUACUAAGGAAUCCAUUACUGAAUUUAAAGACAAUUUAAUUAUCAAGAUUCCAAAUUACUACAAUCAAAUACGUAAUAUAAUUGAUGACCCAGUGGUAACCAAAUUUUUGAUGGAAAACUUAUCAAAUUUGGUUUUAGUUGCUUAUGAACAUUUUUUCAACUCAUUACCACCUGAUUACCAAAGCGAAGGGGUAGAGGAUCUCAUGGAAGUUGAUGCAUUAUAUGGCUUUAUCAAUGAUAUUAUACAGCAUCUAUAUGAUGAAGACGAGAACCAACAAAAAGCACAACAAUUUAAUGAAGAUAUUCUCCAAGGCUUGGGAUUGGAAGAUAAUGGUAGUGGUGUUGAUGCUGAAGUUGAUUUCAAGAUCCCAAAAGAUAAUGAACUGUCUCCAAUCGUUGAUGUUGAUCAUGGAAUAGGACAAAAUGAAAAUUUUAUUCUAGCUGAACCUAAUGAUGAAAAAUCUUCCACAGUCGAAGUGAGCGGUAAAGGAGUUUCACCUGAAGCUAUAGACCCACUUCUGUAA
Molecule: messenger RNA, 2682 nt
Organism: Lodderomyces elongisporus
Lineage: Eukaryota; Fungi; Ascomycota; Pichiomycetes; Serinales; Debaryomycetaceae
Gene: SEC34
Product: Golgi transport complex subunit
Exons: 1
Coding region: 1-2682 (893 amino acids)
Biological process (GO): autophagy; Golgi organization; intra-Golgi vesicle-mediated transport
Cellular component (GO): membrane; COG complex; cis-Golgi network
Source: RefSeq, a predicted model, not a curated record